CCAAUCCGUUUCCCUCACCCUCAGCCCUCAAAAACCCCAUCCAAAGCCCAGAGCUAUGUUCCGAAUCCCAACGCAAAAAGAUCCAGCAUUCGGAGGAAAUACAAUCCCAUCAAGAAAUCCUCUGUGAAUCCGCAAUCAAAAGUUUGUAUAUUAUGGCAGCUGCGACAAGGCUAUUUUGCCGCCCUCCAGCAGCAGCAGUAGCGGCGGCUGCAUUCCCUUUACGUUCAAAAGGCAUGCGUCGGGACCUCACCAAUUGUAAAAAUAUUUCGAAUAUUAGGAGCACUAAGUGGGUGAAAAAGAAGGCUGUUGCUGCUGCUGCUACUGAAUCACUUGUGAAGAGGAGGACCCGUUCGGGGAGGGAAUUCGACCAAGAGCAUGUCCUCCGUCAGUAUAUAUCUGAAGGUGGCCAUGUUCCCGUCAUGCUUGGUGAGGUCUUGGAGGUCUUUCGUAGGCAGCAACUCCACUCCUUCAUUGACUGCACGGUUGGAGCCGCUGGUCAUUCUUCUGCAAUAAUUCGUGCUCAUUCUGAGUUGCAGCUGUUUGUUGGAUUGGACAUUGAUCCUAUAGCACACAAAAAGGCUCAAUCAUAUAUCAAGGCAAAUUUGAAUGAUGAUUCCCGCAGUGCACCUUCAGGGUUGAAAAUAUAUACCCUUUCGAAGAACUUUAGAUAUGUAAAGUCUGUACUUCGUGGAAUUGAUGAAAAUCUCUUAGAUGAUGGAGUGGAUGGGAUCUUAAUGGACUUGGGCAUGUCAUCUAUGCAGGUGAACAAUGCAGAGAGAGGAUUUAGUGUUCUCAAUGAUGGGCCUCUUGAUAUGCGGAUGGAUCCUCGGGGAAGCUUAAAAGCAGAAGACAUCUUGAAUUCGUGGCCCGGGGAUGAAGUGGGUCGAAUCUUGCGUGAGUAUGGGGAGGAAAGCAAUUGGCGCUCUCUUCAAACAAAGAUUGUGAAGGCCCGUUUAGGUGGUGGGCUGCAUUCUACUGGAGAACUAGUAAAACUUGUCCAAAGUACAUCUGGCAGGUCAGGAGGAAGGCAGGGCUGGAUAAAGACUGCUACUCGGGUAUUCCAAGCGCUGAGAAUAGCAGUUAACGACGAACUGAAGACAUUGGAAGAUGCCCUCUAUGCUUGUUUCGAUUGCCUCUCUUCUGGCGGCCGGCUUGCUGUUAUCUCUUUCCACAGUUUGGAGGACAGGAUCGUGAAGCAGACAUUUCUGGACAUCAUCAACCAGGGGGAUGAUGGUGGGGAAGACGGGAGAUUUCGUCGAGGUCUAACAAAGGAGGAUGGCAACGAUAUCGAUGAGACAUGGAGUGAACAAAGGAUAGAGGGGAGGAAUGGGACCAUUCUCACAAAAAGACCUAUAACGCCUUCCGAAGAAGAAGAGAGGCUGAAUCGCAGGUGUCGAAGUGCCAAGCUUAGAGUAAUUCAGAAGGCCUGAAAUCAACAAUCGGCCGCAACCCCAGAGAGUCUGUUCAACCUAGAGAAAUUAUAGGGGUCCUGCUUGUCAGCAGGUGUAUGCUCUACACAUGGGCCCAUUGUUUGGUAAUCCAAAUCAUUAUGAUAGGUCUCAAAAGGACUGAAUGUCAAAAGGGCAAUGGUCUUUCGAUCUUGAAGAUUUCUGGAACAACCCCACCAUUCAUGGUAUGGCUCAUCCGAUCAACAAUGGAUUGGAUCUCCGAACCAUGAUCCUGAAAGGUACAGACAGGUAACCUUUGCUUAUGAGCAGCACCCUAUAAUUCCUCUUCAUCCUCCUGUGGUUGUGAUUCCUCAUCUCACAUCCUGAUUUUAAAGAGUAGUUACUAAAGCAGAAUCCAAGUUGUACUGUUACAUUUCUUUUGUUGUAUGAUAACAUUAUAAUGCAUUGAUUAAAUUUUCUUUUAAUCUAUAUAUGAAAGAAAUCCAGUUUCCUUUUGCAUGCA
Messenger RNA from Magnolia sinica, 1911 nucleotides. RefSeq lists its product as uncharacterized. The transcript has 6 exons. The record is from RefSeq and is a predicted model, not a curated record. Bases 153 to 1430 code for a protein of 425 amino acids. Gene Ontology annotation, molecular function: rRNA (cytosine-N4-)-methyltransferase activity. NCBI's taxonomy places the organism in Eukaryota, Viridiplantae, Streptophyta, Magnoliopsida, Magnoliales, Magnoliaceae. Gene Ontology annotation, biological process: rRNA base methylation.